Molecule: messenger RNA, 735 nt
Organism: Talaromyces rugulosus
Lineage: Eukaryota; Fungi; Ascomycota; Eurotiomycetes; Eurotiales; Trichocomaceae
Exons: 5
Coding region: 1-735 (244 amino acids)
Source: RefSeq, a predicted model, not a curated record
AUGAUCGCCGUUCGGAUUCCCCAAAAAACAGUUCUUUUAGCUGCGGCAAAGGCAGAUACAACAACUGGAGUUAUCAGGACAAAGGCCGAGAUCGCAAUUGGGACCGGAAUCUUUAUGAUGUCGAUUGGCUGGAUGGUUGGUCAGAAUCGGCGUUUUGCUUGGGACAACCAAGCUACUCGACAUGCCGCGUGGACGAUAUCAGAAAAGGUCUUGUACAAUAUUAGCCUAUACCAACUAGCAGCACGUCAAUAUGUUUCCUUCGGAAUAUGUCUACGCAGCGGGGCAAUUGAUAACAAACGAAACCAAUCAAUGAAUGAAUUAGAGGUGGCUUUAUGGGAUUACUUCGACACAAGUUACUUGAGUAUGGCCGGUUUCCCGGUGGUAUUAUCCAGAAAGGCGUGGAUAAUCGCAAUAAACAAGACCGGGUUGCAUUUCAAGUCCACAAAUAUCCGCAGUUCUGCUGUCGGCUUUUUUUUUGCUGAAUUUUCUAAAAGGAAAGAAGCAUAUUACGGUCGUGGACGCAGCGAGUUCCUUCCACCAUUGGCCAACACAUAUUACUUGGUGAGAUGGCUAGGACACGGGCCUGAAUACGACGCAUGGUACCACGUUGACGACCUCUCCGACGCGAAGGACCUCAUCGAGGACUUCGAGAAGUCGGCUACAGUAGCAGGACCACAGCAGAGACGCGGCCGACCACCCAGGGGUGGAGGCAGGCGACGCCUGCAGCGUAAUUGA